Molecule: messenger RNA, 5443 nt
Organism: Acyrthosiphon pisum (pea aphid)
Lineage: Eukaryota; Metazoa; Arthropoda; Insecta; Hemiptera; Aphididae
Gene: robo1
Product: roundabout guidance receptor 1
Exons: 19
Coding region: 401-4330 (1309 amino acids)
Biological process (GO): dendrite self-avoidance; homophilic cell-cell adhesion; axon guidance
Cellular component (GO): plasma membrane; axon
Molecular function (GO): cell-cell adhesion mediator activity
Source: RefSeq, a predicted model, not a curated record
CUGCCGGAGUCUUGCCACCAGUCGUUGCCCCGUCGGUCGUCGUGCACGUUCGUUCGUCCGUUUCGUCGUUGUUCGAGUGUUUUGCGUGUAUGUGCCGUGUGUGGUUUAAAUCCAUUUUUUUUUCCGAUACAUUUUCCGGAAACGUUUUCGCGUGUGCUCGCCGUCGUUGUUCGUCCGCGUAAAUCGUCCCAAACAUGUUCCGGUGUCGUCGUCGCGUGCGAGUAUUGACUUCCGGAGAAUAUUAAACAAUAUCUCGUGCCGAGCGGAUCGGUAGUGGUUUUGAAAUUUGAUUUUCAAUUUUUUUUUUUUGGUUUUACGUACUUUUUUUCGCGUCCAGCCCGCCGCUGUCGUCUCAUCGUCUCCCUCUCCCCCACCACGCACGAAGGUUAGGGGAGAAAAUAUGAAAACUUCCCGGAGGCGGGAAUUCGGUCGGCCUGUGCUGCUGAUGCUGCUGUUGGCGUCCAUAUCUGUCGGCGACGUCACAGGACAAUACAGAAAACCGAGAAUCACCGAACACCCUACCGAUAUAACGGUGCCGAAAAAUGAGCCUAUCACUUUGGGGUGUAAGGCGGAAGGCCGCCCGGAGCCGACGAUCGAAUGGUACAAAGACGGCGAACUGUUGAAAAUCCCCCCCAAUGGAGCGGCAGCCGGUGGAGGUGGUGAUAACGGAGCCAGGUCUUCGCAGAAGGUGAUCCUGUCCGACGGUUCUCUGUUUUUCUUGCGAGUGGCGCACAAUAAAAAAGAACAGGACAGUGGCGUGUACUGGUGCGUUGCCAAAAACGUGGCCGGCACAGAAGUGAGCCGAAACGCGACUCUUCAAGUAGCAGUGCUCAAAGACGAAUUCCGAGUGGAGCCAAAGGACACGAAAGUGGCCCAGGGGCAGACGGCGCUCAUGGAGUGCAGCCCACCGAAAGGUCAUCCGGACCCGAUGGUCGUAUGGAAGAAAGACAGAGAAGACGUGCACAUAGAUUCGACGACAAGGAUGCGAAUCGUAGACGGUGGCAAUCUUAUGAUUACAGACGUCAAGCAAGAUGAUGGCGGUGAAUACCUGUGCGUGGCACAGAACAUCGUAGGCAAGAAGGAAAGUACACCGGCCAAACUCACCGUAAACGUGAAACCAUUCAUAAACACCGAACCCAAAGACGUAACUGUGCACACCGGACAGACUGCUGAAUUCGAGUGCAAGGUGGGUGGCGAUCCGAAACCGAACAUCUACUGGGAACGCGAUGGUAAUAAAAUGCCGUUCGGCCGAGCCCAGAUAUUGGACAACAAAUCACUGCGGAUCAUUAACGUGAUAGCACAGGACGAAGGACUUUACGUUUGUAACGCCGAAAAUGACGUGGGUUCCGAGAAGGCCAAGGCUUCGUUGACCGUACACUCCCCGCCGACCUUUGUGACCAGACCCAAAGACCAAAAAGUGGGGCUCAACGGAAUUGCAAAUUUCGACUGCGUGGCCCAAGGCAACCCACCGCCGUCUGUGUUUUGGUCACGUGAAGGGUCCCAGGUGUUGAUGUUCCCCGGCAACGCGUACGGACAUUUUCACGUGACUCAAGACGGCACCCUGCGCAUACAGGGAGCUCAAAAAGAAGACGCCGGUUUCCUCGUGUGUUCCGCCCUGUCUGUCGCCGGGUCGGUGACUUGGAGAGCGUUUUUGCAGGUCACAUCCGUACAAGACGUUCCUCCACCCGUCGUCGACAUUGGACCGACCAACCAAACAUUGGCCACGAGAUCAGCUGCCACAUUACCAUGUCAGGCAUCUGGUAUACCAUUGCCUACCAUAAAAUGGUACAGAAACGGAAAUUAUUUGUCUCCAGACGAUCCCAGAGUAACCAUUACAUCAUCGGGCACGCUACAAAUAGACGAACUCGAAGUAUCUGAUUCUGGUCUGUACACGUGCACUGCUUCUUCGGAAAGCGGUGAGACUUCCUGGUCGGCGUCACUUAGCGUCGAAGAAUCCCCGGGCACACGACUACACCGUGCACCUGACCCGGCCAUGUUCCCGGCCGCCCCAUCAGUGCCGACCAUUGUAAACGUUACCAGAAACUCGGUUACGGUCACGUGGCACCCGCCCACUCCACACCUUGGCGCUUCACCGAUCGUCGGGUACACGCUCGAGUAUUACAGCUCGGACCUGCAAACCGGAUGGGUGGUCGCCGCACAUCGCAUAUCAACUAACACCAUGGUCGUCGAUAAUCUAAAACCGGACACGUCGUACGUGUUCAUGGUGAGGGCCGAAAACUCACAUGGCUUAAGCGUGCCUAGUGCGUUGUCCGCUAUGGUGAAAACCGGUGGGACCAAUACGAUCAUCACGCAGCAGUCCCUGGAAGAAGCCCGUGAACGGCUCGGUACUAAAGUCAUAGACUUCAAGGAACUGUUUGCGGUAUCGUCUACGUCGGUCCGAGUCAUAUGGGAUGUAUUGAGCAGUGCCGAAUGGGUAGAAGGUAUUCACGUACGGUUCAGAGACUUGUCAGGCGGCUCGCAGACCUAUAACAUGAUGACGGUGAUGAUGAACAACGGUGAGCCCAAGUCCUACACAUUGGCCAACCUCCGCAAGUACAACAAGUACGAUUUCUUUUUGGUGCCGUUCUUUAAGACGGUCGAAGGCCAACCGUCCAACUCCAUGGUCGUCCAAACUAACGAGGAUGUUCCUUCUGCGGCUCCAGAAGACGUACAGACUGGUAUGGUAAACGCCACUACCGCGUUCAUACGGUGGUCGGCACCUCCGCCGCAGCACGUCAACGGCGCACUGUUGGGAUACAAAAUACAAGUGAAGAAUAACAACGCCACAAAGGCCGCCGUACAAGAGCUGUUGAACUCGUCUACUACGACGAUUCUGCUCAACUUGACGGUGGGCGGCAGUUUCACGGCCCGGGUGCAGGCGUACACCCGGAGCGGGUACGGGCCCUACAGCGCCCCGGUGCCCAUCGUCAUGGACCCGGCGUACCCGGCCAGAGCGUAUUCGUCUACUACCAACGGCGAGGCGUGGGUCAUCGUGGUGUUGGCGGCCCUGGUCGUCAUGUUGGCGUGCGUCAUUGUCACCGUCGUGUACUUGAAACGGAAGCAGAACGCCGGCAAACAGUUGGGCCACUUCAACGUACCGGUGGUCAGUGGUGAUCUUUCACAAUUGAGCAUGUUGAGCGCCGGCGGCAAGGAGGCCCUGUGGAUCGACCGUGGUUGGCGCAACGGGGAGAAGGACCCCGAGUCAAAACUGUUGAACGGCAUCGGUAGGGAAACGACCUGCGCGGACUACGCCGAGGUGGACACCCGAAACUUGUCGACGUUCUACAACCCCCGCAAAGACAUGAUGUCCAACCCCACACCGUACGCCACCACUACUCUGCUGAACCGCGACGAUUGCAAUGAGUCUACGCAUCUCUUUGGGGCCGCUAGCAGCUCGUCUGAAACCAAAACACUGAGCUCCAACGGUUCGUGCCACGAACGUUGUCACGAACAAGUGGCUGCACCCAACAACCAUUACCUUGACGAAAAUGUGGACUUCAACAAUCACAAACGGAAACCGCCAAUCUAUCCGAUCAAUCAAGCGCCGCCCCCGAAUUGGAACGAGUUCCUCCCACCGCCCCCUCAACACCCGCCGACAGAUUCUAUGCGGAAAACGUCUCAGUCCAACGGUGGCAGUCCUCAAUCAAGUCGUCGUAUGCACGCUGGAAGUUUCCCGAAACAGUCACACAUCCACUCCAGCAAGUCAUUGGCCGGUAGUUGUAAUGGAUAUACGCCCGCAUGGAUUUACACUGGCAACCAGAGCAACGAACACAGAUUCAAUCCACCGCCUUCCACACAACCACCUCCGGUACCGAACUCGUCUCAUCCUUCCGUGUGCAACGUGUCAUCGUGCCAGGGACUUGACCGAUCGUCUAACAAAUAUGGAGCAUCGCGGAACCGCAUGCACUCCGAUUACGAAUAUGAGAGCGCGUCACUGUUGUACGGUCACGUCAAUCAGCCGACGCAACAGCAGCAGCAGCCACCACCUCCACCGCCGUGCAACAAACGGACGCCCGACGAACAGCCACAGCAGUACAACACUUGCUGUUCCGAGGGGAACAGCAUAGACCGUUGCGUUCAGUCCACCCUGCCGGGUCUCGCGUACAAACAUCAUUCCGAACAAUGGCAUCGGGACCGCGGUUGGUGCGACGAUGACGAUGACGAAGGCGGCGGCGGAGGAGUCAAUGUCAAUGGGGCUGACGACAAGGGUAGUUGCAGCAGCGGUUGCUCGUGCAGCGAAUCGUCUUGUCUGUACGCCGAGGCGACAGACGUACCCUGUCCGGUUGUGCUUCAGACGUCGUCGUCGUCGACGGCUGUUGGACGCAAGUGAUGAUGCCAGUCAUGCCCAGCAGAAGCGUUGUCAUCGGUUAGUUGCACUUGCCCGCGACAACCUCCACAGCGAUGGUGACGGUUUGUUGAAGACCGCCCGAAAAUCGUCAAAAGUCAAUUCGGCGUUUCACAGUCGAAAUAAAAAAAAGCAACCGAACAAAUCAAAACGUUUCGAGUAAACCCCUCAAAUCCUUUUUGUACAUAUUAUUAUGAAAAACGUUGGCCCGAAAAAAUUUUUUUACCCUAUCGUUAUGCGUAGUUUUAUACAACUUAAUAUUCCCCCAUGCAUUAUACGAAUAUUAAUUGUAAAUAUGAUUAUGAAUAAUCAAAAUCGUAUUGUGUAUAAAUCUUUUUUUUUCGUUAUUUACCGAUGUACGCUAAUUUAGUAGGUAUAUGUACAAUGCGUAAUCGAUUUCUUUUAAACUGUGUUCUUGUAAAAACAAUGUACAUAAUUAAUUGUUAUUUAUUUGUAAACUCGAUUGGUAUUAAUUUUAUGAUAUAGUUCCUUUUUGUUUAUUAUUUUUUUUUCUUUUAUAUAUCGAGAUGUUGUUGUGAUAGAUUCUAUUUUAUUUAUGUAAAUUAGUUUAUUUUACGUUUCGUUAUAGACACACAUCACACGUUUUGGCCGGAAACAAAUCCAGCUCAUUGUUUUAAUAAUAUACGUACAUUAUAAUAUUAUAUAUUAUAUAUAAAUACAAUAAUUUUAUAUUAAUAUGUACUAUAUAAUAUGUAAAUGUGGUACAGACUGCGCAGAGCUCAAACGCGUGUUUCUUUUUGUUUUUACCGAAAACGAUACGCUUUUCGCCUCCUACCCUUAGUGUAAUAUAUAGGCAUAUGUGUAACAAUAAUAUUUAUUGUAAUACAUAAUAAUAUGAUAUUAUAUCGUUUUAAGACAAUCCACGAACAAUAUUUCAAUAUAAACAUUUCUAUAACCAACCGAUUUUUUUAUACUCUGGAAUACCUAUAUUUGUGUACAGUAUAUUUUAUUACCGAUAUUAUUAUUACUAUAGUACCCGAUUUGUGAGCAGAUUAUUAUCGCCGUUCAUUCUAAACGAACAAACGCGUAUUUUGCCACGUUAGGGACCCGUUUUUUAUUUUCUAUUAAUUUUUCAUA